Pocillopora meandrina is the source of this 6247-nucleotide messenger RNA. The record is from the annotation of a GenBank genome assembly. NCBI's taxonomy places the organism in Eukaryota, Metazoa, Cnidaria, Anthozoa, Scleractinia, Pocilloporidae.
AUGUUUCGCAGAGAGCAUCCACUUGGUUCACAGAAAGAAUCCAUUGAUUACAUUUUGUAUGGAGCUUUUGAGUACACCGUAGACUUGACUAUGUUGGAAGUUGAGUGUCGAAGCAAUAAGAUUAGAAAAUACGGAUCAAUAUCAGUAUCUGGGCAACUGCCCACCUACCCCUCCCCUAACCCCAACUUGUUAUCAACUGUCAACUGACUAUUGUUGAGUUAGGGGAGGGGUAGGUGGGCAGCUGCCCAGAUACUGAUAUUGAUCCGAAAAUACAAGUAUACACAUGGGGAGGUGACGAAUAGCUAUUCCCAAAACAAUUCAAAAAUUAUUGGACGGUGUUGAGCGCAAUAUUUGUUUUUGGUGAGCUGGUCCAUAAUGAUUUAUCUGUGAGAUACUGGCAGAACACAAUGAUUUUAUUACUUAAUGUCCAAUCGUUGCUUUAUUUUUCAAUAAACGAUUUUGUUUUGAAAUAGUUCACAUUCUGAGACCUUGUUGGUUUGAGAAAAUACAAAUACAAACUAGUUAAGUUUACGAUUACUGAUUUAAGGCAGAUCCAGCGAUACGAGUUCGCGAGCAUCAUGACCCUAAUAGUUCCUAUACCUCAGCCUGCAAAUUCGAGGUCCGGUGAACAACAACUUCCUUUUGCAAAAUAGAUGAGCCCUGACAAAGGCUAACUCAUGCCCUUGAUGGCUUGAAUUGCUAAGUAGACGAUGAAAAACCUUGAUAUUGAGUGGUUAACGCUUGACAGAAGAUAAUCAAUUCAAAGUUGACGUUGGAAAGGCUGGAAUCCAUCUCAGAAAACCAAGGCUCAGGGAAAGAGAUUCACACAGGUAACGCGUAAACUUUAUUUCUUACUAUUUCCUUACUUAUCAUUUUUCUUCCAUGCUUCCCGGAAACUUGAACCAGUUAUAUCGGGUAAUCGCUUAUCUUAGCUAAGUUUCUGCUCAGCAGAGUGUUUCAAAAUGGCUCUUCGACUCUUUAAAGAACAUCUCAUACAGUUUUUCAUGAAGAAUGACAGUUUUGCCUGCAUCAUCUCGCAUUUUUUCACUUUUGCGCAGUAAUUUUUAGUAGUUAGUAUCAAAGUCACGGGUCUUAAUAUCUGAGCCCUUUGGAUAAAUACCAAUUACUAUGUAGUUCUCACCACAGCAUAGAUUUAUUGAAAGUAAAUAAUCCGAAUUCUAAAAGUUUCAAUGUCUGCAUAUCAGAGAUAUCCAUUUUAGUCGAGGCGCUCUAUCUCAAUCGAUUCGCAGUCAAAAACAGUUUCCAGUUUCUCUUUCAAUAUUUGAAUUUUAUUAAUAGAAUGAGACAUUCAAAGUCAAUGCAGAGACAAAACAAAUUAAAGAGAGAAUAAUUAUACUUUGUCUGUGUUCAGUUAGUUGUUCACCACAGUAAAAGUACAGUAGUAAAUACAGCCAUUUUUUCAAGUUUUUUCGCUGUUGAUUUGAAAAAAUAGAGCUAAAGAGGAGUUUUAAGGUUUUGGGAAUUCGAAACUUGAACAAAACAAGAGUUCAUUUUCUCAGUAAGUUUACGUAUCCGCUACAGCGGAGUCAUGCAUUAAAUGGCUUGGGUGGGUGGGAAAACAAAGGGGUCUUUGGUCAGGCCGCACCUGUCACCACGAUAAAAGGCUCCCGUAUAUCAGAAAUUACAAAGGACUUCGUGUUUGAUUUAAUUCACGGCUGACUAGUUUUUCAUGUACUUUGAAGUUCUCGUCUCAGGAGAGAUUUCCUUAUAAUUUUACUAUAUUUUGGUCUUCCAAUUGAUUUAUUCUGCAAACGGAAAGGAGAUUCACAGUUUUGACCUUUUAACUCCCAGAUCAAAUUUGUAAUUCUCCUUACUGUCAACCAUACAAUUCUUAUAGAGUUAGUUCAGAGAAUUUAAUAUUGAAUAAACCUAUCAUUCCCAAAUUGAUAUUUUUCUAUAUUCUCAUCACGUAUCUGGUUGACAUUGUAUUGAUAUUGUAAGGAGAAAUUCUGUCUUGGUCACUCAUGGGAGUUAAAGUGUUAAACGAGGUAAGCGCUCUCAACGGAGUGCACUUGUGCACACCUCCAUGAUAAGCUUGUUGAUAUCCGAGUAAUGACUUCGAACCGAGUAAUCUGUCUUCAAACAUCUCAUAAAAUACACUUCAUGGCCCUCUCUGUAUCGUUCAACUAUUAAUUUGCUAUUCACAAGUACUGCGUAGUACUAAGUAGUAAGCGGAAAAUUAUACCUUGUCUGUAUCAACGUGUGCACACCUCCAUAUCGAGUAACUCUAUACAUAGAGAGUCAAGUCAGAGUUGGUAAUCAGUGGAAAGGAUAAGAUUGUUAUAGGGAAACUAGGAUCACUUUAGGAACAUAAUUUUCGGUAUUAAGACGUGUUCCUUUUUUUCCUUUCGCUUACUGUUUUGAAACCUGAGAACAUCGAUAUAAUUAAGUGGGAACUUUCUGCCAACCGUUCAGCACCGUUCAGCACCGUUCAGCACCGUUCAGGAUGAGAGCUUGAUUAUCAUGUUAGUUAAGUUGCUGCUCAUGGGGCUAUUUUGAAGGGAUCCAAGAUUUUCUGAAGCACUUCCUGAUAUGUUUCUCACAAAAAAUAUCAGGUUUGACCAUGGCAUUUUCAUUGAUGCUACAUCUCUCAUCUCUGUUCAAGAAACUCGUGUUAGAAUAGUUUGAACCUGUGGGAGAUUGUUCCGUCGAGUCUUGUGUUUUAAAUCUCUUAGUUCUCGAUAGGUAAAUUCAAAAGGGUUGGGGAGGAAGCCCUUCCUAAUAAAGUAGGCGUAAACAUUGGAAACAAGGCUCUGGUGAAUCGACAAGAUCGGGUCACGCAAUUGCGAAGGUGACUAAGAAUACAUGCAGUGAUCUACGGCGAACUUGAUUUUUUGAUUGACUUGAAGAAAGUUGCCGGCAGUUGAUUGUGGAGAGGCCUGGAUUAUUUGCAGAAAAAACCGUGCGCAGCUCAGUGUAAUCUUAAUUUGGAUGGGGAAAUGUUUGUCUUUUCAUUGCCAUCAGUUACUGUUGUAACAUCGAUGCUUAUUAGAAACUUAAAUCAUGUAUCUACGCUUGCUGUUAAAAUUAGGUUGAGCAUCAAGUCAGUUAGCUUUCUUGUAACGAAAGUAUUUCAAAAAUGUUUCCAGACUCUCUAUUUCACUCAUAAAUAUGUUUAAAAAUUAACAUAAUGCUGGUUUGACCAUAGUAUCUUGAAAAUAUAGCCACAGCUGUCAUCUUAAUUUGCGCGAAAUUUUACUGUGGCUGAAUCAUAAUGCUCUGCAUCUCAGAGUGAUUGUUCGCUGGUUGAAUAAUUUUAAAUUGUUUCCCCCUUUUUUCCAAUAUCUCCUCUUAGAAUGAAUCAUUUUGCAAGUUCUUGACCUGUGAUUGCUCUAAUUUUUAGGAAUAUCCUAAAUUUACAUCUUUAGACGAGGAAACCUUUAGCUUUUUUCAUUUUUUACUUGUUUAGUAACCCUUCAAAGUAAGCCAUGACGUUCUGUCCCGAGUUUCAAUUCGGUAUUGAUUUAGUGGAAGCCGCUAUUGCUCAACGCCAGUUCCUGCGGAUCGUUGAUGAUUAUCCAAGUUUAUACGCCGGUCCACACGUUCGAAAUGCAAUCAGAAGGUAUGCUCUGUUCCUUUCAUUGACAGUACUAAACAAGGAAUUCUUGAGAAGACUGAUCGAAUGCAACCAAUUGUUUUUAUUUCAUGAAAUCUACUGCUUUGCUAUUUUCUCAGUAACAAAAAUCCCUUUUGCCUUGACUAUUUCCUUUUCCUUUAGAUAUGAACUUUUCUGGCUGCCUUUGCUGGCUCAUAUGCCACUCGUAUCAAGAAAUGGUUUAUUCCUUUGAACGUCGCAGCACCACUUGACAUCGCCUGGGUGUGGCAUGUGCACAUGCUGUCCCCUGUCGAUUACCAGAGGGACUGUAAUGAAAUUGUCGCCACUUUGGUGGAUCAUAAAAUACUAGUCGGUGAGCAACGUGAUAAAGGGCUUGUAAAGGCCAGGGCCCUAUGGGAAAAGGUGUAUCCCGAAGAACCUUUUGAAGUAGACCUGGCGGCCCCUGUUUGCGACGCGCCAGAUUUCCAAUCAAGAAUUGAAUAUGACAUCGAGGCUGCUUGCGCUCGACAGAGGGUUUUUAAUUAUCAGGUGUCCCUACCUCAUUUUGCGGGCAAGAGAUUUUUGACCGAAGCAGUGAAGAGGUAUAAAUUGCAUCUUUAUCUGAAGCAAAAAAAUCCAGAAUUGUUUUUUGUACCGUGCUAUGACUUUGAUCUUAUUUGGCACGCACAUCAGCUUAAUCCAUUAAUCUACACACAAGACACCACGGAAAUCCUAGGUAAAGUAUACGAUCACAAUGAUUCAGUGAACGACCGACGGCCAGGCUCACAACUAAGCAAGUCUGAAACAGUAACACGAGAGAAAUGGAAAAACCUGGGCCAGAUAUUUGCACUAAAUGGAGCCAUGUUUCGCGGAGAGCCUCCUCUUUGUACGCAGAAAGAAUCCAUUGAUUACAGCUUGCAUGGAGCAUUUGAGUACACCGUGGACUUGACCAUGUUGGAAGUUGAAGGUCUCCCAAAAUCGAAAACCUACACUGUCAAAAUUGAAGAUGUCAAUGGCUCGCAAGUGCUAAAGGUGCAAGUUCGUGGACCUGCUGCAAGAGUUACAAAAUCUAAUGGUGUGUUAUCAAGGUUUGCAUACAAAAAGAAGAAUAGCGGAAAUUUGAGGGUAAGUGUUCUUAUACAAUUUUUUUUCUUUAAUGUUUUAUUUCCAUCCGGACUUGAAGCUAGCUUUUUAAUAAAUUAUUGACAAAACUGACAUACCUGAAGGUUUUGUAUAAACGAAUAAUAAUAGGUAGUCGUAUCUAGCCACAAGUCAUAUUACAAUCAUAGGCUUUCCGCAGUGAGUAAUCUUACUGAGGGUUGCCGAAUUACUGAGAACAUUAAGAUUCAUUGAUGAAAAAUUAUAGCGGAGCUCGCAGAGCGUAGCCCCAUGAUUAUACAAAACAGUAGUAACUCAUCAAGCCGCAAAAAUUUGGAUGUACGACCGUACGACCGUACAAGGUGCUACUUUUGACAUGCGUGGUUUGGUUUACUUUGUUAGGUUCGUAUUCAGCAACAUGGGACUUGCUCUUGCUUUUCACAUUUACUAGACGAGUCUGCAGAGUAUUACUUCUCAGCCGAAUAUCUGGCCUGGAGAGUCUCCUACAAAAGUAACGUGGUGCCUCAACCGGAAACGCACAAGUUAACCAUUGCUGGAAACCUGAUUGUUCGGUUUACCACUGUGGUGCAUCCACCUCAGCCAGAUGAAUACAUUUUCACAGUAAUGCCAAAUGGGGAUUUCAGCCCAGUCCAAGAUGCUGCUUCCAUUUUGAGCUCACCAGCACUGUUCCUUUCGCCUUGUUCUUUGAACCAAACCCUGGCUUCCAGUGAAAUGUCAAUGCAUCGGCUACUGGAUUAUUGGGGACGAGAAGCGUUUACCUGCCGAGUGAUGCACUCCGCUGAGUUGCUGUUCUCCUCCGUAGAGGUCAUGAACCGCGUCGGUAAUGUUGUUAGCACCGCGCACCUUCUACGCGAAAAUAUCCUUCCGACGAAGGAGCAAGUCGGCAAGCCUGAUUUUUGUUGCACUUUGAAUGAGGCGGGAGGGAUAAGAGCCAUAUUGAUUAGAGGGUGCAUAGACUGGGGCAUCUGCAUCGGCAAAUGGAAAGGAGCUGUAAAGGGUGUCCCUGGUGUACCUGGAAUAAAAGGGUCUGAAGGUAGUCCAGGUGUUAAAGGAACGCCUGGUGUGAAGGGCCAACCGGGUGAUUUGUGCAUCGAGUUCUUCUCAUUGUCCGGAGCACAAGAGUGGAAAAGAGUGAAGAAACGGAGAGAAAACUUCAGGGUAAGUCUUAGCAAAAAAGAGAUAGUGAACAUAAACCUUCGGACUGGAGUGAUCUCUUUUCCAUCCGCAAUAAGUGCCGUACCAGAAAGCAUUGCACUGGGAUUCUCUAUAGCUGUCCUUCAUCUUCUGUGUCAGCCUAACACUUCGACAAGAAUGACCGACCACACGAAGCCAUCAGUUAUGGCGUCAAGCCUGGAAGACAAACCUCGCAGAAUCCGUUGUGAAGACCUGGCGCUGGUAGUCGCAGCAGGGUUCUAUGCCACCACUGUACCGAGCUACGCAUAUGUUAAUUUCAAACUUGGGGAUGCCUGUGGUGGCGGUGGUGGAUGCGGAGGUUGUGGAGGAUGUGGAGGUUGUGGAGGAUGUGGAGGUUGUGGUGGAUGUGGUGGCUGUGGCUGUGGCGGCUGUGGCUGA